UCGUAGCAAAAAAAUUCUCUUUGGGAAAUCUCGUAAAAUUAGGUAUGAGAACCCAGUGACAAUGCUUUUUGGGGGGACGAGCUGUGGAGAUCAAUCAAUUAUGUUUCGAGUUCGAAUACUGACUCAACCUGGAAAGGCCCUGAUCCCAUUUCGUCAUUAUCCGGUAUGCGGCCCUCAAUCGAAGAUGUGGAAGCUGAUUCUCAGCCAAAGAGCACCUGAUCGAUUUCCUAUUGGAGGUUGGAAUAUAAACACUCAAGAUGUGGAUGACUCACUACAUAGCCAAUUCAACAGACUUCGAGAUUAUAGUUGCAAGGGAACACUAUACCAUUUCCGCCUUACAUACCCUGAGUUGGGAACUUACAAUGAAUGGUACCAGACCAACGACCCAUCCAAUCAAACACAUGGUUCUGUCUCUGGUUACGUCGGUGUCGCUUUGGGUUUACCCAAUAAUUUCAGUGGUUUGGUGUUUAACAAUGUGGAUGCUUUGGCAAUGGGGGAUUCGAACAAUGCACAUCCACAAUGGUUUUCCAUUGGCAGAAUUAAGACCGACACGGCCAAUGGAAGCAUUCCUGGUCCACCCAACACGUUUGUCUCACGAGUCCAGCUUUUCAUAAGAGAUGAUUGUGCCUCAAUCAAGUGAUCUGGCUCAAAAGGAAGCAGGCAUGCACCUGGAGAACAAGCUUGAUUUGAAAUGGCCGUUAAAGAAAGGGAACAUGAACAUUUGAUUUGCUUACGCUCCUAAAUGGUCAAGAAUAAACUGUU
Molecule: messenger RNA, 762 nt
Organism: Tigriopus californicus
Lineage: Eukaryota; Metazoa; Arthropoda; Copepoda; Harpacticoida; Harpacticidae
Exons: 4
Coding region: 62-640 (192 amino acids)
Source: RefSeq, a predicted model, not a curated record